Alexandromys fortis (reed vole) is the source of this 858-nucleotide messenger RNA. RefSeq names its product NK2 homeobox 6 (gene Nkx2-6). The record is from RefSeq and is a predicted model, not a curated record. Gene Ontology annotation, cellular component: nucleus. The transcript is spliced from 2 exons. NCBI's taxonomy places the organism in Eukaryota, Metazoa, Chordata, Mammalia, Rodentia, Cricetidae. Gene Ontology annotation, molecular function: RNA polymerase II cis-regulatory region sequence-specific DNA binding; DNA-binding transcription factor activity, RNA polymerase II-specific. Bases 1 to 858 code for a protein of 285 amino acids. Gene Ontology annotation, biological process: cell differentiation; regulation of transcription by RNA polymerase II.
AUGCUGCUGAGCCCGGUCACCUCCACUCCCUUCUCCGUAGACCACAUUCUCAGGUUGGAGCGUGAGCCGAACGAAGCCGACGCCAAGACUCGGUCACAAUGGGAGUUUCCUAAGAACCUAGAAAAGCCUCAAUACCUAACAAUGGGCCCGGAAUCUGGAGGGUCAGAGGGUGGUGACUGGGCACAAGCUGGCUCAGACCCUCAUCGGUGCCCCUGGGAGACAGUCGUGGAGAUGGAGCCAGACACUCCCCCGUGCGCGACCUCCACGCUUGGAGCUGGGAACCCGAGGAUGGAGCGCGGUGCGGGUAACGGCGGCGACAGUGUACACCGAGGCGACCCGGAGGCGGCCAGGACGCGGCAGCGGCGGAAACCCCGCGUGCUGUUCUCACAGACCCAGGUGCUGACCCUGGAGCGCCGCUUCAAGCAGCAGCGGUACCUGUCUGCGCCUGAGCGCGAGCACCUAGCCAGCGCGCUGCAGCUCACUUCUACGCAGGUCAAGAUCUGGUUCCAAAACAGGCGCUACAAGUGCAAGAGGCAGCGCCAGGACCAGACCCUGGAACUGACGGGCCACUCGCUAACACCGCGCCGGGUGGCAGUGCCGGUACUGGUGCUGGAUGGCAAGCCCUGCCAGGGUCCCGACGCCCCCGCGUUCCCGGGUCCCUUUGCGGCCACCGUGCCCCAUUCUUGCUUUGGGGGCUACUCCGGCCCUUCCUAUAGUGCUAGCUACGCGGGCCGCUACACCGGCGUCGGUCCCGGGCCACUCACCCCACUGGCCAGCUCUGGCUUCAGCCCAGGUGUCCCGAGUUCUGCCCCGCAGGGUCAUCUGCCCGCCACGCUACAAAGAGUCGCGGCCUGGUGA